GGUAGGAGACAGGACAGUAGAUAGCAGUACAGGCUGUUUGGUAGGAGACAGGACAGUAGAUAGCAGUACAGGCUGUUUGGUAGGAGACAGGACAGUAGAUAGCAGUACAGGCUGUUUGGUAGGAGACAGGACAGUAGAUAGCAGUACAGGCUGUUUGGUAGGAGACAGGACAGUAGAUAGCAGUACAGGCUGUUUGGUAGGAGACAGGACAGUAGAUAGCAGUACAGGCUGUUUGGUAGGAUGGGCGGAUCCAGCUACUGACUCUGUUCACCCUCCUGUGAUACUGAGUAGAAGAGAAGUACCAGACUCCUUUUGGACCAGCAGAGCAGUAAGAAUCUCCCUUACAGCAGAUCUGGAGGAUGGCCAACGUCCAGGUGCCUGUUGGUAUGUCCUACUGUACUUUGGUGGCCAUCGGUGCGUUUGGGGACAGUCCUGUCCAGAUGACCUGUCCUACCUGUCACCAGACAGUGGUCACUAAGGUUGACUUCUCCUCUGGUGUCCUCACCUAUCUCUUCUGUGGAGGACUCUUCUUCUGUGGGUUUGUUCUGGGUUGCUGUCUCAUCCCGUUCUGUUUCGACAGGCUCAAAGACGCCAAGCACACGUGUCCCUCCUGCAAGACCCUCCUGGGGGUUUAUAAGCGCUUAUAAAGCCCAUAAUAACCAGCAGGAGACUCCUGUGUCUUUUGGGAAGCUAGCUACAACAUUGUGUCAUGUCUUCUGAGACAAGUUGCUCUUCCAACACAGUCUGUUGUUUGUCUCAGCUUCCACCCAGUAGAACUGCACAGCAGGCUACCACGUGUUUGAAAGACCAAUUAGUUUAACUCAAUAGAACAAUUUAACUGUCACAGAAUGUUGUCAUUGACAGUGUUCCAUUCCUUCCUGCCCUGUCCCUUGCUAUCUAGUUACCGGUUGCCUUGGCAACGGCAAAAAUGUGCGACUUAAAUUGUUCUAUUGAGUUAAAUCUAAUUUAACUGUCACAGAAUGUUGUCAUUGACAGUGUUCCGUCCCAUCCUGCCCUGUUCCUUGCUAUGCAGUUAACGGUUGCCUUGGCAACGGCAAAAAUGUAGGACUUCAAUUAGAUUUAACUCAAUAGAACAAUUGAAUUGUCAUUGACAGUGUUCCAUCCCGCCCUGUCCCUUGUUAUGCAAUUCACCGCUGCCUUGGCAACGGUAAAAUAUGUGUGCCAUAGAAAUAGACAACGUAGAAUGUGAGUAUUCAUGGUUUGGUGGUUGUUGUAUGAUCUGUAAGUUAUAUUACUCUAAUUGUCUCAAUGCAGCACUGUGAGUCUUUCUGAUUGAGUACUGUACUGGUUUGUUACUGUACUGGUUUGUUAGGAAUAAACUGAGCCCUGAAAAAUACAAUCAUUUCACAACC
Molecule: messenger RNA, 1373 nt
Organism: Oncorhynchus gorbuscha (pink salmon)
Lineage: Eukaryota; Metazoa; Chordata; Actinopteri; Salmoniformes; Salmonidae
Product: lipopolysaccharide-induced tumor necrosis factor-alpha factor homolog
Exons: 4
Coding region: 360-647 (95 amino acids)
Molecular function (GO): zinc ion binding
Source: RefSeq, a predicted model, not a curated record